AUGAAGAUCAUUAAUAGAGAAGAGAGGGAAGCUCAUGCCAAGUAUAUAGCAACAGAGGGAGCUAAAGGAAUAUUCUAUGGGUCUAUUCUCUCUGUCGGUCUUUUUAACUUUUUAAAAGUAAGACAUCCAGCCAAAUUCAAAUCAUUCAGCACAAGCAUUAAAACUUGUAUAUUAAUUUUGCCAACGAUUGGGUGCUGUGCGUUCUGGGCCGAUCAGGGAUCAGUUGUGUUUGAUAGGAGAAUGCAUUCAUACGGUGGUGGGGACAAAAUCCUAGAGGAGUUAAGAAAGUGGAAGGCAAUGUCAACUUAUGAAAAAGCUGUUACCAUUGUAAAAGAUAACAAGUACAAAAUACUCAUAGGCACAUGGUUAGGGUCUAUUUAUGGGACAUCGACAUAUGUUGAAAGCAAUAAAUUAAUGGAUGCUACAAAAAAGGCUGCUACGAUUAAAAAAAUUAAUGUCGGUAGUACCGGGGUCCUUGUAUUGGGACUAGCCUCCUGUCUUUUGAAUGAAAGACUUUCCACUUUCUCCAGAUCACGAAAACCUGAGGUGAAAAAAUAA
This is a messenger RNA of Debaryomyces tyrocola, 558 nucleotides long. NCBI's taxonomy places the organism in Eukaryota, Fungi, Ascomycota, Pichiomycetes, Serinales, Debaryomycetaceae. The record is from the annotation of a GenBank genome assembly.